AUGACCGAGAGCGCGGUGAACAAGGAGGCGAACGGAGACGCGUGUCAGCACCGGGCGGUGAACGGAGUGAAGCCGGGGAGAAGCAGCGCACUGAAGGGACAUCACUGUCACCAGGAACCGCAGAGAUCCGGCAAGCUUCAUCAGACCGAGUGUAAUGGAGGUUUAUACAGCAAGCCGUUCAUCGAGUCGUUCGACGAGACUCCGAUGCUGGUGGCCGUGCUCACGUACAUGGGCUACGGCAUCCUCACCAUCUUUGGCUACCUGAGGGACUUCCUCCGCCAGUCGAAGAUCGAAAAAUGUCACAUAGCUAGAGAAAGAGAGGAGCAAAAGGAUUUUGUCCCACUUUAUCAAGACUUUGAGAAUUUUUACAACCGAAAUUUAUACAUGAGGAUCCGGGACAACUGGAACCGGCCCAUAUGCAGCGUGCCAGGGGCCAAGAUGGACCUGGUGGAGCGAGUGUCCCAUGACUACAACUGGACCUUUAGCCACACGGGCCGCGUGGUGAAAGACGUGAUCAACAUGGGCUCGUAUAAUUACCUGGGCUUUGCUGAGAAAACAGGCUCGUGUGCUGACGCUGCUGCAGAAGUCACUCUGAAACAUGGUGUCGGUGUGAGCAGCACCAGGCAGGAGAUGGGUAACCUGGACAGACACGAGGAGUUGGAGAAUCUGAUAGCGAGGUUCCUGGGCGUGGAGUCGGCCAUGGCGUUCGGGAUGGGCUUCGCAACCAACUCCAUGAACAUUCCAGCACUGACUGGCAAGGGGUGUUUGAUUCUGAGCGACGAGCUGAACCACGCCUCUCUCGUUUUGGGAGCGCGCUUAUCUGGCUCCACCAUCCGGGUUUUCAAGCACAACAACAUGCAAAGCCUGGAGAAGCUGCUCAGAGACGCUGUAGUGCACGGCCAGCCCAGAACCCACCGACCCUGGAAGAAGAUCCUCAUACUGGUGGAGGGGAUCUAUAGCAUGGAGGGCUCCAUCGUGCGUCUGCCCGAAAUCAUCGCCCUGAAGAAAAAGUAUAAAGCCUACCUGUACCUGGACGAGGCUCACAGCAUCGGCGCUCUGGGACCCCGGGGUAGAGGCGUGGUCGACUACUUCAACCUGGACCCCACAGACGUAGACAUCAUGAUGGGGACGUUCACCAAGAGCUUCGGCGCAGCCGGGGGUUACAUCGGCGGAAAGAAGGAGCUGAUAGCUUACCUGCGCUCACAUUCUCACAGUGCCGUGUACGCCACCUCCAUGUCGCCUCCCAUUGUGGAGCAAAUUUUCACUUCUAUGAAGUGCAUCAUGGGAGAGGACGGGACCACGAUAGGCAGUGAUCGCAUCCAGCGGCUGGCGGAAAACACAAACUACUUCCGCAAGAGGCUGAGAGAGAUGGGCUUCAUAAUCUACGGCAACUACGAUUCACCUGUAGUCCCUAUGAUGCUCUACUUGCCCGCCAAAAUCGGGGCGUUUGGUCGGGAGAUGCUGAAGAGGAACAUAGGUGUGGUCGUCGUGGGCUUCCCUGCCACACCCAUCAUCGAGUCCAGGGCUCGCUUCUGCCUGUCUGCGGCUCACACCAAAGAAAUGCUGGACACGGCCCUGAGUGCGAUCAGCGAGGUGGGAGACCUGCUGCAGGUGAAAUACUCGUGGCACAAAAUCCUCCGCUCUCUCGACCGGCCCUACGACGAGACUACAUACGAGGAGUGUGAAGACUGAACACCUUCCAGCCUCGAGGGGAAACAUGCACUGCUCUCUGUCCAUCCACACCAUUCACUGAAUCACUUAAUACACCUCUCUCUCUCUCUCUCUCUCUCUCUCUCUCUCUCUUUUUUUAUGUCAUCAUGUUUUUGUUAAGCACGUCAAGCUCAUGUUACUCUACUUUUUCUUUUCUUUUUUCUACGUUUUUUUACUUCCUUCGUUCUUUCUCUGUUGGUCCUCAUCUCAUCUUUGACAUUCAGGACCUUGUCCUUAAUUCAUUGUGGCAUUUAUUAGGAAAAACAGCUUCAGUUCCAUGCUGCCAACCACAAGAUGCUUUGGAUUGCUUAUUGUGCUCGCUAAAGCCAUAUGUAACUGUAACCCUCACGCCGCUCUUUCGCGCGUACAAAGCAUCUUUUUGAAUAAGUGGGACCAGACUGGCAGCAGGAACAAAUGAUCAGUCCCAGAGAUGCUGGUUUGUUAAAGCACCUCUUUCUCUCUCUCUCUCUCUCUCUCUCUCUCUCUCUCUCUCUCUCUCUCUCUCUCUCUCUCUCCCCCCCUUUCUCUCUUUCUCUCUCUUUUUCUCUCCCCCUUUCUCUCUCUCUCUCCCCCUUUCUCUCUCUCUCUCCCCCCUUUCUCUCUCUCUCUCCCCCCUUUCUCUCUCUCUCUCUCUCCCCCUUUCUCUCUCUCUAUCUCUCGCUCUCUCCCUUUCUCUCUCUCUCGCUCUCUCUCUCUCGCUCUCUCUCACGUUGCCCUUUUUUUUCUCUCAUCUGGUGUUUCUCAUUCUUCUAGCAUUUAGAAAGUUGCCUUUAUUUCUUUCUUUCUUUUUUUUUUCCUCCCUCCUAAGAUAUCAAUCACAACGCCGACGUCGGCGUUUUUCCGUGAAAGAAAAAAAAAAAAAGCUCGGCUUUCGCACACGUAUCAAACCUCCGUUUCUGAGCAUUCAAACUUCGAGCUAUUUGCACUAGGAUUAAAAUAAUGUCCAGAGACGUCUGUCCGUCCGUCCGUCUGUGUCGGAUUCUAACCCCAAAGAAACACGACAGGUUUGAAUACAACAACAAAUAGUUAAAGUGACACCAUUAUAUCAUGAACUACCAAAAAAGUCUUAAUUUAAGUCGCGUCUUUAUCCGUGCCCUUGGUCUUAAACCCUGCUUCAUGUGUUUUUUGUGUCCCAUGAUUCUCUGCUAUGUGCAUAUUUGUACAUAUUUAUUUAUUACGUAUAAUAUCUUCUUCUCUUUGUUAUUUCACUAAAACACGUUACUUUUUUUUUUCAUCUCUGGCAGCUCCAGAAACAUCCUCGAAAAGGGUCCACAGUGUGCACGCUCUCAGUGCGAAUACUACUGAACAGAAUCCUUCAUCCGUAACCUCUCCAAAUGUUGUUGUUUUUUUUUUUCUUUCUUUCUUUUUUUUUUUUUUUUGUCUAAUUAUAAAAAGGUAUUGAAGCGAACACACUGUGGCUUCCGUGCCUCGUCCUGUACUUAUUCAUUCCAUUCGCUCUUUAGCGCUUUCGCUGUUCGUUAACGCGUUUUUUUUUUCCCCUCGUCUUUAAAUUCGAUUCGUUUAAAAGAACUAGCGUUAAUGUUGGGAGAUUAUUAGAUGUUAGUUAGAUGGCUUUGUUUUCUUGUUUGUCCUUUAAAUGAACUAAAAAACAAAAAAAAAAGAAAAAGAAAAAGACCCACUGUAAAACACGAGAGGUUAAAAGAGUUAAAUAACUUGUAUAAAUCUAAAAACACAUUACAUAAUAAAAUAAAGAAUCUUGUUUAAGAAAAA
Molecule: messenger RNA, 3441 nt
Organism: Tachysurus vachellii
Lineage: Eukaryota; Metazoa; Chordata; Actinopteri; Siluriformes; Bagridae
Gene: sptlc2a
Product: serine palmitoyltransferase, long chain base subunit 2a
Exons: 12
Coding region: 1-1692 (563 amino acids)
Biological process (GO): ceramide biosynthetic process; sphingosine biosynthetic process
Cellular component (GO): serine palmitoyltransferase complex
Molecular function (GO): serine C-palmitoyltransferase activity; pyridoxal phosphate binding
Source: RefSeq, a predicted model, not a curated record